GGGGCGCUGCAGGGAUGGUGUCCAGGAUCACGGGCUCUGUGGGUAAAGGUCUGGCCGCCAUCACGAUGGACAAAGAGUAUCAACAGAAACGACGAGAGGAGAUGAACCGACCGCCCAAAGACUUCGGAGAGAGUUUGGCUAAAGGAGGAAAAGGACUGUUGAAGGGAGUCAUGGGUGGAGUCACAGGCAUCGUCACCAAACCUGUGGAAGGGGCGAAGAAGGAGGGCGCGGCCGGCUUCUUUAAAGGAAUCGGUAAAGGUCUGGUGGGCGUGGUCGCUCGGCCGACAGGCGGCAUUGUGGACAUGGCGAGCAGCACCUUCCAGGGCAUCCAGAGGUACGACAGCUGUUCACUUUGUGUGGCUUUGUUUGUCUAUGAACCUG
This is a messenger RNA of Paralichthys olivaceus (Japanese flounder), 381 nucleotides long. NCBI's taxonomy places the organism in Eukaryota, Metazoa, Chordata, Actinopteri, Pleuronectiformes, Paralichthyidae. The record is from RefSeq and is a predicted model, not a curated record.